AUGUAUAGAGAUGGAACUCAUAGAGAUCUAUUUGAUUUCCAGAGCAAUACGCAUGUCCAAUCGGGAACGCUCAAGGAUAUCAUCUAUCGCUGGCAUGGUAUCCUUCUAAAGCUGAGAAAUAUUCGGAUUGGUCAUGCUUAUCAAGGCGUAAAAGUUGACAUGGAGAAAGUAAACGCCCUGGAAGUCGACAUUACCAACCUGGGCUUAUUGGAAGCGAUGAGACUGGACGCGCAGAUAUUUAAAGCCCUCGAGAUUCCUGUGGUUUCAAAGUCUCGCGCAUUGCGAAUGGGAAAUCCCUUGGCACUUCUCAAAGCCUCGCAUCAGAGACAGUGCUACGAAAUAACAGAUCGGGCCCGAGGCAUCAUGCAGGUUUUUGACAUGCAGCUAGGCGAAUCGUCGCCCAAUGUCGCCCCUGGAAAGAAAUACAGCUUAUCAGAACUUGAAGAUCAGCUUGGUGCCCAGCUGCUGCAGAGAUACCCGAUUUCCAGCCAAUUCAUGGUACAAAGCCGGCUUUGUCAGCCUCUAAAGUCCUGGCGGGUAAGCCCAGAGAUGAGUCUUACAGAGGAAGCUCAUCUGUUUUGGCGCGAGAAGAUGGACUCGGACACGUUCAUGGAUGCAGAAGUGAAGAUGGUUAAUAGAUUCGGCGGUGCUCGUCUCUAUGCCACAACAUUCGAAGACACAGUCAUGGUUCGAUUUGGAGGCAGAUACACAACAUUAGAAACUUUCUAUCAGGUUACCCAGAAUGUAAUCGGUACCGCUAGAACGGCCUUGAGGCUCAACCAAGGACUCCACGAAGAGUUACAAAAUAAGCCGUUUGAUCAAAUCAUAACAGCAGACGAAUUCCAACGGUUGCACACAACCCGAAAGAAUCGUAAUAUCGACAUCUUAUUCCUGGCGCGCAUUCAGCCACCUUCAAAGAAUUCUGGAGCCAAGGGCCAGAUUUGGUGCGAUUGGGGGGUUGGUCUUGUGCUCUGCCAAGAAUCCGGCAGGAAUGAUGUUUAUGAGAGACUCGGAAUGAUUAAGUGGGACGUCUGGGAGAUCAAAGACUUAAUGAAGACGCGCAACAUGAAGUUUCAAGCUACGCGUGAGAUAUCCGACCCAUUGUCCUAUCUGCAAACAUGCAAUGGGCCAGGCUGGACAAAGAUUAGCGGGCACUUUGGAUGA
Molecule: messenger RNA, 1164 nt
Organism: Trichoderma atroviride IMI 206040
Lineage: Eukaryota; Fungi; Ascomycota; Sordariomycetes; Hypocreales; Hypocreaceae
Source: RefSeq, a predicted model, not a curated record